Messenger RNA from Umbelopsis ramanniana AG, 1197 nucleotides. RefSeq lists its product as uncharacterized. Gene Ontology annotation, cellular component: cytoplasm; Rab-protein geranylgeranyltransferase complex. Gene Ontology annotation, molecular function: Rab geranylgeranyltransferase activity. Gene Ontology annotation, biological process: protein geranylgeranylation. Lineage: Eukaryota; Fungi; Mucoromycota; Umbelopsidomycetes; Umbelopsidales; Umbelopsidaceae. The record is from RefSeq and is a predicted model, not a curated record. The coding region runs from base 93 to 1064 and encodes 323 amino acids. The transcript has 8 exons.
UGACAGUAUGUCACGGCCUGCUGUUGAAAGUAAUUUAAAAAGGCUGGCUGGGCAAACGCACCAAACUCAGAUCUGUGCAAGUCAUCGUAAACAUGUCCUCUAAUGUGCAUGGAGUGAAGAAGGUCAAGACCAAUGAGGAGCUUGCACAAGCUCGUAAGCAGAAGGAAGCUGUAAAGAUAAAGGAAUACAAUGAUCUUGUGAGCAGAUGUAAAGAAGAGGUGGAAGCCAAGCACUUUGAGUUUUCGACCCUGCGACUGACGAGCGAUAUAUUGCAAUUGAACCCGGAUUACUACACAAUUUGGAACUACCGACGUGAGAUAUUACUGCAAGGCAUAUUUCCGACCAUGGAUGAGGAGGCCAAGCAGCAAGUUUUACAGCAAGAGCUUGAGUUCUUUAUGCAACUCAUUCGUAUCAAUCCAAAGUCAUAUUCGAUGUGGAAUCAUCGACGAUGGUGCUUGUCAGUUAUGUCAAAGCCUGAUUGGCAGCAAGAGUUUAAGCUCGUCGGCAAGAUGCUAGAUCUUGACGCACGUAAUUUCCACGGGUGGAGCUACCGACGCAAUGUUGUUGCAAACAUCAGGGAGCAGCAACUGGAUACCAAAGAAAUUGAUACCAAAGAGUUCGAGUACACGUCUACAAAGAUUAAGCAGAGCUUUUCCAACUAUUCGGCGUGGCACUAUCGAUCAAAAGUGCUGCCCUCUAUUUUGAAAGAUAUGACGGAUGAAGAGCGUACAGCUGUCGGUAAAAAAGAGCUCGAUUUAAUCAAGAAUGCACUGUAUACUGAGCCAGAUGAUCAGUCUGCUUGGCUCUACUAUUGGUGGCUAGUUGGCAGAGUCCCUUCUCAUGUGCAGAUAGUGGGUGCUUACUCGGUUUCUAAAACGCAGUUCCUGUUUGUGGUGUUUGAUGACGAGGUUCAGUUGGCUGGAGAUAUAGCCGUGCAAGAUGAGCAGAACAACAAGGUCAACGGCAGCUGCUAUUUUCAACCACCAACGAUGCCAUCCCCGUUACAUUCUUGGAUGAUGAAGCACUGGCAAUUCUCAUUCAGCAACUGGAUUCAAGUAGCCUGAAGGACACCAUUACCACCUCAUCUAUUGAGCAAAGCGAUCAAACGGAGACGUAUACCCUUUGGCAAAAAGACGACCACGAAUUACUUUUGGUGGGAGAAAUUGAAUCACUGGAAGAAUUACUGGAUCUGGAACC